CGCACCGUAGGACGAGCUAGUUGUUUUUAGCUGUCUGUGUACUAGUUACGUCCGUAUUUAUAUGCAUGCACCCCCUGCGUCUAUGGGAGACACGUAGUUUUGCUGCACAGCCUCUUUAAUUCACCAAGUGUCCGGACUUGAAGCGAGCGAUGUCGGAGGAGGACUGGGCGGCGACAACAACAACAACAGGGCGCGCUCAUGUCCCGUUAGCAUCACAACGUCCUCUGGUCCAUGUCGCUUAACACUGCAAGGAGAGUACACCCGUCCUCCACGCCUCCCGUCCAGUUUAGCCCAGUCUAUUCCGGUCCCGAGGCCCACUGUGAUGGCAGAGGAAGACCCCCAGCAGCAGUCGGACAGCGGGGUGGCGAGGAGCCUGCCCGGCCUGCUCCCCGGGCUGCAGGGCGCCGAGGCCAGUGCCCUGCAGCUUCGGAUCAAGAACUCCAUCUGCAAAUCCGUUCAAUCAAAAGUGGAAAACAUUCUGCAAGAUGUGGAGAAGUUCUCUGACAUAGAAAAACUCUACCUCUACCUUAAGUUGCCUUCUGGUCCCAGCAGCUGCACUGAAAAAAGUGACCAGAGUGCCCUGUCAUCGAGCCGCACACAGCAGAUGCAUGCGUUCAGCUGGAUCCGUGAUCAUUUAGAGGAAUACCCAGAGACGUCUCUUCCCAAACAGGAAGUCUACGAUGAAUACAAGAGCUUCUGUGACAAUUUGAACUACCACCCGCUGAGUGCUGCAGACUUUGGAAAAAUGAUGAAAAAUGUCUUCCCCAAUAUGAAAGCGCGCCGACUUGGCAUGAGAGGAAAAUCUAAAUAUUGCUAUAGUGGACUCAGAAAGAGGCCCUUUGUUCACAUGCCAUCUUUGCCCACUCUCGAUAACCAUAAAUCAGGCGAUGUACUCCAGUGUGACCUUCUGGAGUCAGCAGGGCAGCUGAACAACAUCAAGGAGGAGGUUCGAUUUGCGGCAUGCGAUCUGGUGUGUGAGUGGGCCCAAAAGGUUCUGAAACGCCAGUUUGAUGCAGUGGAGGAGCUAGCUCGCUUCCUCAUUGACAGCCAUUACAUCAGCAACAAGUCUUUAGCAGCUCUCACCAUUACAACCGGCACAGCAACAGAGGUUCAUACUCCUCCAGCAGUCUCGGCGUUCGUCCCCACUUCUGAGGCUCACUCCUACCAGCCUCAUGUGACAACGCUGUCCUCACCAUCUGUUGAUGCAAAGCAGCAGCUCCAGAGGAAGAUUCAGAGGAAGCAACAGGAACAGAAGCUGCAGUCUCCUUCACCUGGGGAGGGACCAGCAAGGAGGACAGAUGAUGGUAUGCCCUGUGCGAGUCCAACGCCUCCGUCGCCUCAGCCAACCAUAGGCAUCAUGGUCACUGCCGUACCCAGCCCUAUCACGGUUCAGCGAGGCCGCCAGCUGAUGUCUCCCAGCACUAUGGCAACAGUGGAGAACAAAGUGCUGCCCAUCAACUUCCAAAUGGUGUCCCAGCCGGUUCAAGCAGUUAAACAGAGCCCAAAAACCCCUCAAAAUAUUUUAGCCAAUCUAGCGGGAGAACGCUCUGCUCGGCAGCGCUAUGCACAAAUCCUGCCCAAGCCUUCUCCUACUGUCGCACUGCGCUCGCCCUCCACCAUGAUCAUCGGCAACAGUCCCAUAAAGACUGUGAUGACCACUUGUCAUGUCAGCCCAGUCAGUUUGGUGAAGAUGACAGCCAUACCGCUCACAACCAACAGCAGCAGCACCACCACCUCUCUAACAAACACCACUCUGCGGCCAGCGUCCGCAGGCAUUAGCAUUUCUGCAGUUACAGAUGACAUCAGCAACAAUCAAAGCAUGAGGAGCACCUCUGCAAUCCCCAUCCUAGCCCCGCCAGCCAGACCAGGGCCGACUGCUAACACCCCUACCAUUGAUGUUGAAAUGGAAGUUGAAGCUAUACAUAAAAACAGCCAAAUGCAUAAUCCUAGCAGUCUAGUUUUGACUCAAGGAGUAAUGGCAAAUAGAGCUGGAGGGGCUGUGCAAAGGGCUGCCAGUGUACCCAUACCUCAGACUAAAGGCUACCUGGGUCUGGAGGAAAUAUCACACAGCACUGAAUGGAACACAAAGACAUCCAUAAGCACUAACACUGUGGCAGCAGCAGAAAGCAGAAAUAAUAGCACUAAUAAUACAGGUCAUAGGCACUCAACCCCUUCCAUCAUGAAUGCCAGCACUGUUUCUUCAAUGUACACCAGCAGAGCGCCUUCAUGUGGGGAAAGCAGCAGUGUAACAUCAGCAAAGGAAGGUUUUUUAGCCACUAAAAGCCUCAGGAAACGUUCAGGCCUCAGCCCAGACCUUUCUCGUAAGAGGAUUUUUAUGCCACAACAUUCAGUGGAGGGCGCCGGUUUUGGAUACAGUAAUAGAAACACAUUUGCCAAUGUCUCCAGGCCAGGAGCUCCAACUAGACCUGAAAGUGCACCAGCAACCAGGGAGGUAGAGACAAAAAUGAGCUCUUCCACUCAGGACCAAGCACUGUGCACUUCAACUUUCAGAUCCAGUGGAUGCUUCUCUGCUGCCAAAACAGCAAGCUCAAUGCAGAGGAAAAACACUUCAACUGUUAUGGAAACUAGCUCCUCAGUCAGUCAUGCAUUUACACAGCAACAGCAGGGGCACACGGCGUCUAACGCACAUGCCGUACCUAAUGACCACAACCUCCAAAGACAUCCAGGUGUGGGUGAUGUUGGUUUAAACUCUGAACUGCAACAACAUCAACAACAACAACAACAACAACAACAACAGACCUACAUGCUGUCUAACAAUGCUGCUGAAAAUGUACACUUUUUCAAUCAGACUUCAUCAUCGAGCCAGCUCCCCAUGCAGACUGACAUGAACUACUUUUCCUUCGACGAUGACGUGACUCAGGACAGCAUUGUGGAGGAGCUAGUGCAGAUGGAGGAGCAGAUGAAGCUUAACAACAUGCAGGAGUUUGGAGAUGGUGUUGCAAUGCCAGGCCAACAGACCAUGAUGUCAGACAGCAUCAUGCCCACCAAUAAGUCCAUGACAGCCUUCUAUCAUGCUGCAAACAGCAGCAGCAGCAACAGCAACCCCAUCAAAACUCCAACACCCACACCAACUUCAGAAAUCAUGGGAGGAGUCCAAGGCCUCACUGGAGAGAGCCCGUUCUCCCGCAUCGCCUCCACCACUCCGGUGGACAGCGCACUGGGAAGCAGCCGGCACACCCCGGUCGGUACUCCUCACUCCAACUGCAGCAGCAAUGUGCCCCCCAGUCCAGUGGAGUGCAGGAACCAGUUUGCAUUUACACCCAUCAACUCCAGCAUGACCGGUUUCCAUGACGGCAGCACCGUCUCCAGCAGCCCCAUCAAGCCCAUGCAGAGACCAAUGGCCACCCACCCAGACAAGACCAGGCUGGAGUGGAUGAGUAACAGUUACAACAGCAACAGUGGGAGCUUAAACAAAUCAAACAACGGAAUGGGAAUCCUCCCCAGCUAUCAAGGCCUGAUAGGCGACCAAUUUCAAAAACCUCACGCCUUUGCCAUCCCUCACGCUAGGCACCACGACAGCCAUUUUGGCUGCUUGACCCCCAUCUCUCCUGUGCAGCAGCAGGUCAAUAGCAUGGCUAAGCAGGAGGGUUUUGCUGUGCCCGCCCCUCUGGAUAACAAAGCCACAAAUUCGCCUGCUUUCCGAUGUCGCAGUGUGAGCCCUGCAGUGCAUCAGAGGAAUUUUACCGGAAACACAGGAAACCUUCCACAUAUCCCUCGUUCAGUCGUGUCUCCCUUUAACUCUCCCGUGACGCCUGAAGUGUUGAAUAUUUUUGCAAACACGCAGACAAAUCUCGGGGUGAGCAGCAUGGCCCAGAGGAGUCAUUCUGUGCCGCUUAAUGUCAUGAUGCAAACUGAGGUCCUGCCUGCGCAGGGCCAACAAUGCAACAGCAAAAACAUCACCAGUGUCCUUCUGAGCAAGCUAGAUGGGACCCACGAUGACUCUGUGCGGGGUUUGGGCAUGAAUAAUUUACCUUCCAGCUACACUGCACGCAUGAACCUCACCCAGUUCCUUGAGUCUGACAACAACCUUUCUUGUAGUGGCAAUCAACUUAGACUGAUGACCUCUGAGUCCACUGGCACGUGCAUGUUACAGAGGCCAAAUUACCUCAUGGAAAAUGCUAUUAAUGAACAAAUGAUUCAGUCAGCAGGUGACAGCAGAGAGCAAAUGGUCUCAGGAGUCUCUUUGAGCUCACAGCAGCAUCUAGAAGAUCACCAGCAGCAUCAGCAGUGUGAUUUUAGCAGUUCAGUGAAAGACCUCCUGACAGACAAUGGGCUCACUGCUGGAUGUCAGCUCAUGGAGCAGGUGUCAGAACUAACAUCAGGGGGAGCAGAUUUCCCGUGUGAAAUCAGAAUGACAUCUGAGCUCUCCAACAGCAUCAAUGACCUGAACACACUGGACAAAAACCUUUUGUUUGACCCAAACCAGCAGCAAGGGCAAUAUCAAAAUACUGCCAGGGAGGAGGAGGAGUUUGUGAAUGAUGCGCUCUUUCAGCAAAUAACCAGCGAGGCGGCACAUUCAAGUGGACUCGACUGGCUGGAAAGCAAAGACCAUCCCACUGUUGGGUUGAUUGGCUGAGAUGAGUGGGUUUUUUUCAGUCAUGUAUAAUAUGUUAAUCAGUGGUUGCUGUUUGUUUUUAUCUAUUUUUACUUUUUUACACUUUGUAAUGUCACUCUGGAUUCAUUGAGGUUUGUCCAGUUUAAGUGCCAGACUGAACUGCAAUAAUGCUGCAAAGCUCUGAUUAAAAUGCUGGUCAUUUCACUCUAAUCAGAGAUUACCCCCUCAUUUUGUUUGAUUGAGAGCAUUUCCAACGUGUAAACAAAGGUGACUGUACAAAAAAAACCUACUCUUUAAACAGCUUUUUAUAUGUUAUGUUUGAUAUUUCAUUUAAUCAUGACAGAGACAUGGGUUUCCAAGUGUAUAGCACUGAGGAAACAUAUGCCACAAUUAUUGAUUAUCCAUUAACAACAAUAUCUUUAUAUAUCAUUGUGUCUAAAUGUUGGUAACUAACUACAGCCAUAAUCCAGUUAAAACAGAACAGACUACAACACAACAAAUUAUAUGUCCUAUGAUCUGUAAACAGUAUGCCGUGUAUAGAACACUUGUGUACGAGAUUAAAAAAAAAAUUGAAGUAUCAAUAGUGAGAGAAGAGAUGAACUUUGCCCCAUGUGCACUAAAUAAUUUUGUGUAAAGUCUGUUUUUAGGGCAUUUUCUUGCACAUACAAAAAUCUAAUCACAAAAUAUGUUUAAAAAAUAUGCACUCAUUUUAUAGAUGUUGCUUAGAGACAAUAAAUACAUUUAAUAUAUUACCAUGAUCAGUUGUCACUAAUGGCUGACAUAAUUCUAAUUACAUAAUUCAUUUAACAUAUAUUUAAGCCAAAACUGCAAUAUACAUCAGUAUUGCAACCAUCUAAACUAACCCUUACUAUAAAGGUAUUGAAGCUGCAAUAAAUCUAUUUGAUUAAGUCGGGGGGGGGGGGGGUUAGGACAAAAAGGCAUAUUAAGUCCCUUGGUGGUUUUAGUUGUUUAAUGUGGACACAUUGGAAAAAAGAAUGAGGAACUCUUGCAUGGAUGCCUUUAACCAAUUUAUGCACUAAGUAUUUAAAUAAUAUUUCUAUGACAAUGAGGACACAAAAUGCAUUGUGGGGGGUUGUGAGACAAAUUUCAUGGUGUAUGUGGUCUAUGUAUAUAUAAAGGGAACACCAAACAACUAAAGCUGAGUGUUCCAACCUUUCAACUACUAAAAGGAAAAAGGAAUAAAUUAUAACAAAUUAAGAAUUUAAGUAAAUCCCCUUGAAUGGGAUGCUCCCGCACUUUUGUAGUAUGAAAAUGAAAAUGUUAAAAAAAAAAAAAAAAAAAUUACAAUCAUGAAAAUAGUAAUACAUUAUUUAUAUUGUGUGCAAAUAACACAUUUGAGUCCAGGCUAAAGUGUUUAUCUGGAAACAACAGAAUGCACUAAGUAGAUGAUUUACCCCAAAAAAACACAAGAAGAACUCGAAAAUGUUGGCUCUCAAUGUAGCACUCAAAACACUGCUCUGACAAUCUGUAGUUCUUUUGUUUCUGAACAUAAAUGCACUGUGCUUGUUUUGAACAUUUUAUCAUGUAUGCACUGAGGUUAAACAGCUUAUCACUGAUCAAAUGUGGAUUUCAUGCUUUACAGUACUUAUGGCUGUGUGUAAAGAAGUCACAGAAGCUCCUGAGGGUUUGACUCUGAGCCAUAUGUCCAUACCAAAGAAUACAUUAUUAAUUAUAACCUGAUGAAACAUGCACUUGGAUCUACGUUGUCUAAUAUAAAUCUCAUAUGUAAUGGACAUAGUGAGUUAUCAUUGAUAACAGCCAUAACAAAUAUAUCAUGUAAUAUUAAGGAACAAACCAGAAGACCUUGGUGACAUAUGCUGCUGGAAACUCAUUACUUUAUAAAAUGAAAACUUCAGAGCAAUAUUUAGGAUCUUUUUAACUUUUUUUUUCUCAGCUUUUGUAAACCCAACACUGAUCAGAUAGAGAAACAACACUGUCAUUUAUCACAAAUGCUUCUCUGUAAUAGCGUUCGUCCCCUGUGUGUGUUGUAUGUUGUCAGUAACACUAACUGUCUUUGUUGUACAGAAUGUCUUGUGUGUAUUCAUUUUACUCCUAUUUAUUAAAAGUGUUGUUUGUACAGAAGAUUUCACCUUGAAACGCAUAUAAUCUUGUGAAUACACAAUAAUCUAACUUGCACUGUUACAAUGUUUUGUAGCACACUUUUAUUUUUAAGUGUCAUAGUUUUUAACCACUUAUCACAGACAAUACAGUUAUCCUAAACAACGUGGGUAAAAAUGAGAAAAAAUAAGAUUCACCUUGAUAUCCAAAUCUCUUCAGGACGUCAUUUUGAGAGAACGCAAUCCGAGAAAAGAUUUGCACACUUUAAAAAAACAUGCAAAAAUGAGACAAUCCAUAACUGUAAAGUGAUAAUUAAAGUCCUGAUAUGUUGCAAAUACAAUACAAUGAAUCUAUUGCAGUGUAUUGAUACAAGGAGUAGCUUUAUACAGUAAUUAAACAAUAAUUUAAUAACUGCAAGAGAAGAAUAUAUCGUAUAUAUGAUGUAAUUUUGAGAAAUGUUUGAUUUUGAGCCAUUGAGACUUUUUAACUUUAAAUUAAAUCAGUUUUCUCCGUUUUUAUGUUCACCUUUACAGUGUCUGUGAAAAAGUUUGCAUUUAUGGGUUUAGCAUUGAUAUUUGUGUUCAAUGAAGACUAUACCCUUCCUCUUGUUGAAAAGUGUUCAGAGCUGCAGAAAUGCCCUCCACUAUUAUGUUGCUGUGGCUUUUGGUCAGUGGGCAGGGAUUUCUCUUUCUUUCUUUCUUUGGCAUAUAAGCAAGUGCUUUAUAAGAGGAAGUGCUUGUUAUUAAUACUGCUUUGUAAAGACUUUUUUGAACUAGUAAACGUUUUUAAGUACA
Molecule: messenger RNA, 7449 nt
Organism: Labrus bergylta (ballan wrasse)
Lineage: Eukaryota; Metazoa; Chordata; Actinopteri; Labriformes; Labridae
Product: DNA-binding protein RFX7
Biological process (GO): regulation of transcription by RNA polymerase II
Molecular function (GO): DNA-binding transcription factor activity, RNA polymerase II-specific; RNA polymerase II cis-regulatory region sequence-specific DNA binding
Source: RefSeq, a predicted model, not a curated record